CUCGUGCACUUCUGCACUGCCUGUAUUGGAAAAUAAUAUGUACCUAGGUUCAGAAGGUGAGAGAACUCUUUUCUCGGUCGAAGCAAUCAAUGGUCGAACGCUGCAAGCUCAUUCACAUUUCGUUAUGGAAGAUGAAAUUCUUCUUUUGCCUGGUACACGCAUGGAAGUUCAAUCACAGUUUAGUCCCGCAACUGAUCUUCAUAUCAUUCAUUUGAAGCAAAUAAAACCGGUCGAAACUCUUCUCGAACUUCCGUUUGAAGGCAAAUUUGAGAGAGAGAGAAAUAUAUGAACAAAUGUUUGAAUUUUUUGUUUUAGGAGCUCUUCUCUAUCCGCCUGAGAACAAGAAAAAACCUUGGUACAAGAAAAAGCGAACAAUAUUUGAACUAACUCUAAUCAUCAUAAUCUGCAUUGUUGGUAUGAUUGUUGGUGCAGUACUUGGUUCGAGACGACCACCACCACCUCCAAUAUGUUGGCCUCGAAGACCGAACCUGGUAAUGGAUUAUUUUUGGUCAUUUGAUUGUGGUGAUGCUCGAGAAGAUUUGACUGGUUUGUACAAUGGUACAUUUGUAAAUGGUUCUAAAACCGUUUCACCUGACUUUUCUGGGCAAGGUCAGGCAUUGUAUUUGGAUAGGAAACAAUAUCAAUACGUUAUUCUUCCUCGUUCAUUGAAUCUAACACUCAAUACAAGCUUCACAGUAUCUGCUUGGUUAUUAGUGGCUGGUUAUCUGAGAAAAACUAUUUUAAGUGACUGUAAUAACUUUAAUCCAACAUGUAUCAGCUUUAGUAUCACUGAUACAACUAUUAAUAUUCAGCUUUCAAAUUGGGACAAUGCAAGUUUACUACAGGAAGUCUCUGUUUCUGUCCAGGACUAUAUUUGUCAAUCUUGUUGGAUUCAUGUAGCGUACUCAUUUGAUCGUCAAACUAGAUUAACUAUUUUCUAUUUCAAUGGUAUCGAAAUCGAAAGAAGCUAUUUGAAUUUGACUUAUAAAAUCUCACCACAAGUGGACAAAACCAAAGUAUCCUAUAUAGGACUAAAUGCAGUAACAAAGACGCGACCAUUCUAUGGUCUCAUUGAUAGUUUGUGUAUUUUGUAUGCAGUGAAAAAUGCUAGUGUAAUUCGUUAUGAAGCAACUAUAUUAUGUCAAUAUAGGUUCAAUAGCGAUGAUAUCAAUGCUGGAUGGGGUCCGAAUAAUAUUCGAGCACGCAGUCAACAUGUCUAUCGAUCAUUGUGGUACAAUCAGAGUAGUCUUCUUUUCAAUGAUAGUGACUCGUAUUUUCAAUCAAGUGGAUUCACUCUAUUGCACUCAAAUGCCUAUGAAUAUUCGGUAGCUUUCUGGCUUCGUUUAAAACUACAGAAACCGGAGAAAGCUAACAGUGCGAUAGCUGUGUUACAGCUAACAUCUUCGAUACCUGCACUAUCAUCAGACAGUUAUACAUGUGUCAUGAGUAUACAUGUUUACCAGGAAAAUCAGACUUUGGGAUAUUUUUUCCCGGGCAUUUUCCAACUAGUCAAUGUUAGUGGUUCAUUCAUUGGGAAUAACACUUGGGUUCAUAUUGGUGUAGCAUACGAAAGUCCGGAUACAUAUUUAUUUUAUGAAAAUGGCAAACUGAUUGCUAGAUACACGCAUCGACGUUUCUCAUUGGUCAUCUCUGAUGAUCCACGAUUUUCUGUGACCGUCGGAGGUGCAUACUUGGAUGAUUCUGACCCGAAUAAGCCUGAUAAUUUUGAACAAAUGAAAUGUUUUGCUAGAAUUCCAGCUUUUAAUUAUACGAAGAUGUAUGGAGAAAUAGAUGAUUUAACGUUUUAUUCAAGAGUGUUAAAUGCCUCUGAAUUUUUAACUUUGGCUGAGUCUCAUAUUACAUAG
Rotaria sp. Silwood2 is the source of this 1865-nucleotide messenger RNA. The record is from the annotation of a GenBank genome assembly. Lineage: Eukaryota; Metazoa; Rotifera; Eurotatoria; Philodinida; Philodinidae.